Molecule: messenger RNA, 1794 nt
Organism: Acytostelium subglobosum LB1
Lineage: Eukaryota; Evosea; Eumycetozoa; Acytosteliales; Acytosteliaceae
Exons: 2
Biological process (GO): protein phosphorylation
Molecular function (GO): protein kinase activity; ATP binding; calcium ion binding
Source: RefSeq, a predicted model, not a curated record
CAAGAUCUUAGAGCAAAGGCUUCAAAGAUUCAAUCAGUGAUAUCAUUGAAGCAAGAGUUGGUACAAUGUUUGAUCGCGACUGAUCAGGGCGAUCAUACACGUGCUCAAGAUAUUUGGAACCAACUUAGAGAGUCGUCAUUCAAGCUCUCACCAACCAACUCGACAUCGAUCGCAACCACCAACAACACAACGGCGGUGACCGACCACUCGGCGGCCGCCUCGCCCCACUCUCCAUCGUCUCGCAUCGAGGACAGCCAGACCAGCUCGGUGACGAGCGCCGUCGAGAGCAUGUCGCUCAAGGAGGAGGAGAAGGAGAUCACCAAGUGGGAGAUCGACAAAUCCGAGAUCAUAUACAACCGCGACUCCAAGAUCGGCUCGGGCGCCUUUGGCUCCGUGUUCAAGGGCACGGUGCGCGGCAAGGAGGUCGCCAUCAAGAAGCUCACACAACAGUUCUACGACGAGACCGUGCUGAACGAGUUCCGCAAGGAGGUCUGUCUGAUGACCAAGCUGAGAAACCCGCAUCUGCUCCUGUUCAUGGGCGCCUGCACCACCCCAGGCAACCUCUCGAUCGUCACAGAGCUUAUGCCCAAGGGCUCGCUGCACUCGCUUCUCCGUGUCAAGGAGGAUUCGCCAGACUUUAUCGACUUUAAGCGUGCCAUAUUGGUGGCACGUGACACUGCCCUUGGCAUGAACUGGCUACAUCUCUCCAACCCACCCAUCCUCCAUCUUGAUCUCAAGCCAGCCAACCUCCUCGUUGACAACAACUGGGUAGUAAAGGUGGCUGACUUUGGUCUGAGCAAGAUCUUGCUCGAGAGCAAGUCAAGUGGACAAGCUGGUUCACCUCUAUACAUGUCUCCAGAAAUGUUGUUAAACAGAGAGUAUGAUGAGAAGAGUGAUGUAUACUCAUUCUCUAUGCUGUUGUGGGAGUUGCUGACAAAGCUGGAGCCUUACAAUGGAUUCUAUAAGAAUUAUAACGACUUGGUGGAUGGCGUCACCAACAAGAAGAAUAGACCGGCGAUGAACGAUAACUGGGGUCCUCGUCUGAAGGACCUCUUGAUCCGUUGUUGGGAUCACUUGCCCAGCCGCCGCCCAAGCUUCGAGGACAUCACCAGACAGAGACUGUUGGAUCACAUCCUUAUCGAGGGUCUGAUCAACGAUCCCAACGCCCGCCAGUUCUGGUCGCACAACUUCCUGGGCCGCGAGGAGGUCUCUUGGAACCAGUUCUACUCGUGCUUCUGCUCGACCUUUGGCGUGGACAUGAAGGCGAACAACCAGGACAGUCUCAAGAUCAAGUGUCUCAAGCUGCUGCUGGUGGACAUUGAGUCGGAAACAGUGCGCAUUGAGGACUUUGGACGCUUCUUGGGUUGGUUCGGACCUCUCAACUCGGGCAACGACGUGUUGGAGCGCGUGCUCUCGGUGUGCUCGCUCAAGGGCUUCCUGGGCGAGACGUCGUCCAAGAACGUCAUUCAGUUCCUGGCCAAUAAGAAGACUGGCACAUACAUUGUACGUUUCAGCAGCACCGAUCCAGGCUGCUACGCACUCUCCUAUGUAUCAAAGAACAAGGAUAUUGCCCAUGCCAAGAUCGUCCACAAGCACGGACAGGGCUACAUCCACAUGGGUGGCACCACACACUACCCAUCGCUCGAUGAGCUGAUCAAGAACACUGGCAAGCUCCUCGGUCUGAAGGACCCAUUCGAGGGCGGUCAAUUCUAUGCCCUUAUCUACGCCUCCAAGAAUCCACAGACCAACCAUCCACCCGCCUACGUUGCCGUCGCUCCAUCCAAGAAGGUCUAA